This is a messenger RNA of Mesorhabditis spiculigera, 348 nucleotides long. NCBI's taxonomy places the organism in Eukaryota, Metazoa, Nematoda, Chromadorea, Rhabditida, Rhabditidae. The record is from the annotation of a GenBank genome assembly.
AUGCUCCAAUUGACGCUACGGACAGCCCUCCUUCUGCUCCUCGCCUUCCUCGCAGCCCACGCGUUCAAGGCGAACAAAUUCGUCAAGCCCGGCAUGCAUCCAGAUCUAUUUCCGGAGCAAGAAUUCGACGACGACGCACAACUCUGCACACCCCGCGAGCCCUGCGGCUUCUACUCGUUUUACGGAGCGUCGCGGAACGGAUCGCCGAUGACAUGGGUUAAGUCAUGGUGCAAAUGCGGCGUGGACUUUGACUGCGUCUACAGUACGACGGACAUCCGCAGCCGCAUGUUCCGCCACGUGUGCAUCCGGAAACUGUCGCCCGAGCUGAUGGACGAGGGAUACACCGCG